GUCAGGCAGUGAGAAUGAAUGUUGUCCUCCAUGGGUGAAAGAUACGACAACUUAACUUAUACAGAGGUUAAAGUACCCCCAGCCAACGGGAACGAAUUGUGAGAAUAGAUUUGGUCUUCGAGUCCCGGUCAUUGAGGUUGGGUUUCGCUGUCCAUGCCUACCUAUCUGUAUUACUUCUGCACCUGCAUGGAGGCACUUCCGCCCCCCUCCCACCUUCCCAACCCAAUUAAGACGGUGAGUAAUACUCUUGUGGUCUGUACGGAGUACGAAGUACGGAUACCUGUCAGGCAAUUUCCAACGAGGGGAAGAAUUCCAAGCAGAACAAUGUCAACAGCCAGCACCUGGCAGCAGAAGCCAUCUGCCAGACAAUGCCUUGCCGGGGCUUUCGUUGGAUCCCCCCUCUUCUCCCAGCGGGGAACGGCACAAGUCUGUCUCGUCCUCACUGGGCAUGGGAAGGGAACCCGUGAUGAUGAUGGGGAUCCAAUGCUAUUUACAGUGGAAUUGCAAUGCUCCUGCCAGGACGAGCGAGUGGACACCAACCUUGGCCCCCAUUGGCGCUUCAGCCGAGGAGUCAAGUUGACAUCCGUGCACGGUCCACUACAAAGAUGCCCGCGCAGCGGAGAAGAAGGAGGGGCUUCACAGCAUUUUUGGCCGCUUGGCCGAGCAGGAACGAGGUCCCCAUCGAGACUCAGGAGCAGACAAUCUGACCCGGGACGCGAGACGUUGCCUUCCUGUCGAAACCUUACCCCCAAAGUUUUCUUACAUAAGACACCCAAGCACCAUUUCCUAAAACCUUGAUUUCCAAGCCCGAUGAUGACGGUCAAUUCCUGGACGAGAGAAGGUCACUAAUAGAUACAGCUGAUCUAGUGUACGGAUGGAUAAGGUACCUUGGGAAAGCUGUGGUCGACAUCGCAAAAAAACAUCCGAUCACCUGCAACGUCACGUGGAUCUAUCUGGCUGAUCUUCGGCCAUCUCCCUCCUUGGGAUGAUCUCGAAACGGGGCUCCACCAAAAUUUGGAUAUACGAGUUUACUUUAGAUAAACGCCGAUGCAAGCUUCGGGAAAGAUUGAUCUAAAGUAACAUUGCCGUCGUAUGUAA
This is a messenger RNA of Colletotrichum godetiae, 1098 nucleotides long. RefSeq lists its product as uncharacterized. The record is from RefSeq and is a predicted model, not a curated record. The coding region runs from base 154 to 798 and encodes 214 amino acids. The transcript has a single exon. NCBI's taxonomy places the organism in Eukaryota, Fungi, Ascomycota, Sordariomycetes, Glomerellales, Glomerellaceae.